AUGCCCGAAAAGGCACCCACCACCGUCCGUGACGCCGCGCCCCCACCCAGCAAGAAGCGAAAGCAAUCGCCGCCCACCACCACAGCCACCACAACCACCACCCCCUUCCCGCAACCCACCAUCCCAACACUCUUCAAAUCCGACAUCCACCCCACGCCCAAACGCCCCCGUUCCAAGACCAGCACCCCCGCCCCUCCCACCACCACCACCCCCACCACCAUAGUCACGCAAGCCACAAUGCUCAACUUCCCCAGCACCACCACCGCCGCCGCCACCAAGGCCAGCGCCGCACCAACAAUCAUAGACCUCACGGCCAGCCCGCCGCCCACGCCCACGCCGCGCCCGCCGCCGUUCCAGCCGCACGCCGGCGCGCGCAAGCUGCAGAUCAAGAACCUGCGCAAGCCGAACCGCGGCGACCCCGACGCCUACUUCAACACGACGUGGGGGGCACUUGACGCCGCGCUGGGGUCGAUCUUUGGCGGCGUGAAGAUCGCGGCGAGCCUGGAGGAGCUGUAUCGUGGCGUGGAGAACAUAUGCCGUGCGGAGAGGGGCCAGCAGCUGGCGGAGAGGCUGAGGAGACGCAUGGAUGGGUAUGUGGGUGGGAGGCUGAAGGGGGAUGUGGGGGUCGGGGGAGAGGUGGUGAAGGAGGUGGAGAAGGCGUGGAGGAAGUGGAAUGAGCAGUUGGGGAUGAUUCGGUCGAUAUUCCUGUACCUGGACCGGUCGUAUCUGCUCCCCUCGGCCAAGGAGAAGCCCAUUGAGGCCAUCGGCCUCGACAUCUUCCGCAAGCACAUCGCCACCGACGCCACCCUCGAGCCGCUCUUCCUCCGCGGCAUCUUCGCCCUCAUCGACACCGACCGCCGCACCGACGGCGCCGCCCAACCCCACAACACCCCGCUCCUCCUCUCCUGCGUCCGCAUGAUCUCCAACCUGGGCAUGUACAACCACGCCUUCGAGCCGCAAUUCAUCACCUUCUCGCGCACGUACUUCUCGCAGCUCGCGGCCGCCGAGUCGGCCAGCCAGUCCCUCGGCACCUACCUGCACACCACGUCCGCGCAGCUCGACCGCGAGACCGCCCGCUGCGACCGCUUCGCGCUCGAGCAGUCGACGAAGCGCGACCUCAUCGCCGUCAUCGAGGACGAGAUGGUGCGCAAGCGCCUCGCCAUCCUGACCGACAAGAGCGCCGUCGGCGAGCUGCUCACGGCGCGCCAGCAGCACUCCCUGGCCCUCCUGUACACGCUGCUGUCGCGCGUCGGGUCCGCGGGCGACGCGCUGCGCCCCGCGUGGGAGGCGCACAUCACCGCCACCGGCACGGCGAUCGUGCAGGACGACGAGCGCACGGAGGAGAUGGUGCCGCGGCUGCUGCAGUUCAAGCACGCGCUCGACCAGCUGCAGGCGCACAGCUUCCACAAGUGCGAGACGCUCAGCUACGCGCUGCGCGAGUCGUUCGCAAAGUUCAUCAACGCGCGGCGGCCCGGCGCCUCCACGGCCGCAAACAGCAAGCCCGCCGAGAUGAUCGCGAAGUUCGUCGACCUGCUGCUGCGCACGGGGACCAAGGGGCUGCCGGCCACGACGUCGCCGGAGAUGUGUGCGCUCGCCGCGCACGCCGGCGACGACGACGCGCAGCUCGCGUUCAUGCUCGAGUGGGUGCUGGACCUGUUCCGCUUCAUCCAGGGCAAGGACGUGUUCGAGGCCUUCUACAAGAAGGACCUUGCGCGGCGCCUGCUGAUGGGCCGCAGCGCCAGCGCCGAUGCCGAGCGCAUGAUGAUCACGAAGCUCAAGACCGAGUGCGGCGCGGGCUUCACGCACAACCUCGAGGGCAUGUUCAAGGACGUCGACCUCUCGCGCGAGGCCGUCGCCUCGUUCAAGUCCCGCGGCAGCAGCGCGGCGCACGACGUCGACCUCUACGUCAACAUCCUCAGCCAGGCGGCCUGGCCAUCGUACCCCGAGGUGCCCAUCAGCAUCCCGAACGACAUCGCGGCGUACACCAAGGCCUUCGAGGCCUUCUACGUCAGCAAGCACUCGGGGCGCAAGCUCGUGUGGCGCCACAACCUCUCCCACUGCGUCCUCAAGGCCGCCUUCCCGAAGGGCAACAAGGAGCUCGUGCUCUCGGCCUUCCAGGCCGUCGUGCUCCUGCUGUUCAACGACGUGCCGGCCGGCACGCCGCUGUCGUUCGCGGACCUGCUGGAGGCGACGGGGCUGCCGAGUGACCAGCUGGCGCGCACGCUGCAGUCGCUGGCGUGCGCGAAGCACCGUGUUCUCGCGAAGAGCCCGCGCGGCCGCGAUGUCGGGCCGGCGGAUCGGUUUGUGGUCAAUACGGCGUUCAGUGAUGGGAAGUUUCGCGUCAAGAUUAACCAGAUCCAGCUCAAGGAGACGAAGGAGGAGAACCGCGAGACGCAUGAGGGCGUGGCGAGGGAUCGGCAGUAUGAGACGCAGGCGGCGGUGAUACGCAUCAUGAAGGGGAGGAAGAAGGUGAGGCAUUCGGAGCUUGUGGGGAUGGUCAUUGAGCAGACGAAGAAUAGGGGCGUGUUGGAGGUGGCCGAUAUCAAGCGGAAUAUUGAGAGGUUGAUUGAUAAAGAGUACAUGGAGCGCGUGGAAGAUAACGUCUAUGUCUACGUCGCAUAG
This is a messenger RNA of Morchella sextelata, 2622 nucleotides long. RefSeq lists its product as uncharacterized. Gene Ontology annotation, cellular component: Cul4-RING E3 ubiquitin ligase complex. Lineage: Eukaryota; Fungi; Ascomycota; Pezizomycetes; Pezizales; Morchellaceae. The transcript is spliced from 3 exons. Gene Ontology annotation, molecular function: ubiquitin protein ligase binding. Gene Ontology annotation, biological process: protein ubiquitination; DNA damage response; ubiquitin-dependent protein catabolic process. Bases 1 to 2622 code for a protein of 873 amino acids. The record is from RefSeq and is a predicted model, not a curated record.